AUGCUCCGCGGCGACUUGUACUAUGCCUUUACGCCGGAUCUCGCCCAGGAUCGAAAGGAGUGCGUGAGGGCGUGUAGGAAGCUGAAUACGGCGGUGGAACCUUCGAGGAGAGAGCAGGUUGAGAUUUGGAGAGAAAUCACCAGAGAUGAAACUCCGCUACCACCCAAGGCAGCAACCGAAGAAGAAGACGAAGCACUCCUAGACGACUAUCCAAUCGUCGAAAUCGGUAUAAGAGCAGACUACGGGUACAACGUCCGCCUCGGCAAAAACGUCUACGUCAACGCAAACAGCACCUGGAUCGACACCUGCCCCAUCACCAUCGGCGCGCGCACCAUCAUGGGCCCCGGCUGCAGCUUCUACUCGGGCACGCACCCGCUGGACCACCGCGUGCGCAACGGAACUCGCGGCCCGGAGACGGGGAAGCCCAUCGUCGUGGGCGAGGACUGCUGGCUGGGCGGUGGCGUGACGGUGUUGGCGGGCGUGACGAUUGGCAAGGGGUCGGUGGUUGGGGCGGGAAGUGUUGUGACCAAGGAUGUGCCUGAGGGAGUUGUCGUGGUGGGAAACCCGGCGAGGGUGUUGAAGACGAUUGUCAAGGAGGAAGUUAAUGGUGCGGCGUGA
Trichoderma atroviride IMI 206040 is the source of this 618-nucleotide messenger RNA. RefSeq lists its product as uncharacterized. Gene Ontology annotation, molecular function: acetyltransferase activity. Lineage: Eukaryota; Fungi; Ascomycota; Sordariomycetes; Hypocreales; Hypocreaceae. The record is from RefSeq and is a predicted model, not a curated record.